GUUUACUGCACACCUACUUUAUAAUCAGGUCAUUUGAUGCUAAUACUUGAUUGUGAGAAAAACAUUUUAUUUAUUUUAGUUUUUUUUCUAUUAUAAACAAAACUGCCAUAAACUUCUUUCGUGUCUCUUUAGUUCUUCUGGGUUAAAUAUUUAAUGGUGGAAUCGCUGGUUUCCAGGACACAUUCAUUUUCAACUUUAGCAGAUCUGAGACCCCCAAUGAAGACAGCCAACCACACAGCAGUAAGAGAGUUUGUUUUCCAAGCUUUCUCCAACUUCCAAGAACAUCAACUCAUACUCUUUGUAGUGUUUCUCACCCUGUACACCCUAACUCUGGCUGGCAAUGUCAUCAUUGUGGCUGUUAUCCACGUUGACCAACACCUCCACACCCCAAUGUACUUCUUUCUAAGUGUUCUCUCCACAUCAGAGACUUUCUACUCCCUGGUCAUUAUCCCACGCAUGCUUUGCAGCCUUGCAGGCCUAAGCCAGUCCAUCUCCGUGGAGGGCUGUGGGGCUCAGCUCUUUUUCUUCCUCGGCUUCGCCAUCACCAACUGCUUCCUGCUAGCAGUCAUGGGGUAUGACCGCUACGUGGCCAUCUGCAACCCACUUCGGUACUCAGUCACUAUGAGUUGGAGGGUCUGUACCAUGCUGGCCUCCUCAGUCUGUACCACAGGGUUCUCACUCUCACUGGUUCAGGCCCUGGCCAUCUUCAGACUGCCCUUUUGCAAGUCACUUAUUAAGCAUUUCUUCUGUGAUGUUCAACCUGUGCUGGACCUGGCCUGUGCUACCCCAGUCAUCAAUGACAUUUUGACCUUAAUUAUCAGCCUGUUGGCCAUCAUAGCACCUGCCACCUUCCUCUUCACCUCCUACGUCCUCAUCAUCUCCACCAUCCUCAGGAUCACCUCGGCUGAGGGCCGGAAGAAGGCCUUUGCCACCUGCGCCUCCCACCUCACGGUGGUCAUUGUCCACUACGGCUGCGCCUCCAUUGCCUACCUCAAGCCCAGGUCAGAGAACUCCCGGGAUCAGGACCAGCUGAUCUCAGUGACCUACACUGUCAUCACCCCCCUACUGAACCCUGUGGUGUACACCCUGAGGAACAAAGAUGUCCAGCAUGCUCUACAAAGAGUGGUAGGUAGGAAAUCCCUUCCCUAAGAUAAAAAUCUCUGCCCAUAUUGGCAUGCAUGUCUUUCAGAUGGAAGCAUAUAGGUAAAAUUACAGGGCCAGGGCUUCAAGUGCCUGGUGAAGUCUCAUACAUCACCGCCAGGUCCAGGGCAAAAGUAGAGCUGGGGCCAGCCUCUACUAAUUGAGUCUCACUUCCUCAACCUCUAUUAACAUAAUAGAAACAUAGGUCACUCUGCAUACCUGUAAACAGACACCCAUUGGCCCUAUUCCAGGAGAUAAUUACAAGGUCAGAGUGUGAUCUCGUGUUCAUCUCAAGCUUAAAUUUAAAGUGACCAGUCCACUUUGCUGAAGUAUAAACCACAUUAAAAUCACCACUCAACUGACUCUUCUUUUAACCCGUGUGAACAGAGCACACAUGACUUGGUCUGAUCCUUCGCGGCUUCUGGCUGAAGGUAAGAAGUCCUUGCAGGACUGAAAGAAAUGUCUCCCUCAUGGGCAGGACGAACAGGCUCAGAGGAACAGAUGGACAGACAGCUCAGGGCAGAAUGAACACUAUGAAAUUGGCUAAGACGAAACACAAAACAGCAGCAGAUCCAAACUGGAGCUUCCAGUGACAGGAGAGUAAGAGAAGGUGGGAGGGCCAGGGGAGGGUCAGUAGGAGCAAAAAGAACUUAGGAAAGGUCCUUGAGACGGGAGCCUCUCUUGCCCUUUGUAAGCCCAGCCACAAAGACAAGGAAAGAUAAUUAAAUGGGAGUAUGAGAAAGAGUCGACAUAACACCUUUCUGAUAAAUUGGGUCAUUUCAUUACUCCUGAAAAGCUGCAAGAAGUCAACAGUAAAGGAUUUUGACAUGAAAACUUUACUAAAACUAAAGUGACUGAGUUAAAAAUGGAUUAAAGACUAUUUGCUGUUCCUCACUUCAAAAAUAUUAAAAAAGACUUUAUAAUAGGGGGAGUCUAGUAACCAUAAUAUAGCUCAUAUAAUUGUACAUUAAUGAUAGCAAAAUAAAAAAAAU
Manis pentadactyla (Chinese pangolin) is the source of this 2132-nucleotide messenger RNA. Its product is annotated as olfactory receptor 10J1-like. The coding region runs from base 154 to 1149 and encodes 331 amino acids. Gene Ontology annotation, cellular component: membrane. Lineage: Eukaryota; Metazoa; Chordata; Mammalia; Pholidota; Manidae. Gene Ontology annotation, biological process: G protein-coupled receptor signaling pathway. The record is from RefSeq and is a predicted model, not a curated record. Gene Ontology annotation, molecular function: olfactory receptor activity; G protein-coupled receptor activity. The transcript is spliced from 2 exons.